Messenger RNA from Bombus impatiens (common eastern bumble bee), 3936 nucleotides. RefSeq lists its product as uncharacterized. Bases 338 to 3733 code for a protein of 1131 amino acids. The record is from RefSeq and is a predicted model, not a curated record. NCBI's taxonomy places the organism in Eukaryota, Metazoa, Arthropoda, Insecta, Hymenoptera, Apidae. Gene Ontology annotation, molecular function: protein binding. The transcript has 4 exons.
GCAGAAGCACCUGUUGCGCAGCUACCUGUUUUACUCGAUCCAUGGGGCCGUUCUCUCUUUUCUCUUUCUCUUACUACUUCUUCUCUUUCUCUUUAGUAUCGUGCACGGUGUCACGGCAGUAGGACGGUCUCCGAUCGCGGUGCUGAUUCUUCGGUAAAGGGCAACGACUCACGAAGUGAAAAUAAUGUCUUCUUGUGCACAUCGAACGGAAUCGCGGUGAACAGUGUGAAGCCUAGUCUGUUCAAAGGUUUAGGACGGAUAUUUCUUGAAGAAGAAACGUGAGUACGCUGCAGCAGCCAGGUUGGAAAUGUAUCGAAGGAGAGUUUAAGAAGGAGCAAUGGAGGACGAGCCACGGGAUACCUGUUUUGGGGCAGGAAAUGUGGCAGGGGCUGUAAUCGGUACUUUCCUUACAACAAUUCUCCUGCUGCUGGUUGCUGCGCUCCUUUACAGACAGUGGCGUAGGCACAAGGGAAAACACUUAGUACUGGUGACUGAUCCAGAAAUCGUCGAAGAAGCCUAUGCCUUUGACAAUCCCUGUUUCAAGGAUGUCACGAUAUCGUCAAGUAACCGAAUUCGAGAUGUACCGGUGUCUCUGACACCUGGAGACACUUCAAGCAAAGAUUCUACACGAUGGUCUACCUCCUGGACAUCCUUAGGACUGGGCUCGACUAACCGCACCGAUAAACGAAAAACUCUGGACGAUUCGUGCCUUGGACCGAAAGCAACAAGGAUCAAUAUAGUUAGCUUAAAAAGCCGAGAUUUCACAGGGCUGGGAUUUAAUAUUUGCGGCAAUAUGAGAGAAGGAAUCUUUGUUAAAGAUCUUCUACAUCGUGGACCUGCAUCGGAAUCCGGUCGAAUACAUCCAGGUGAUCGUAUAGCUAGUGUAAAAAUCAGUUUUCGGAAUAUGGUCUACGAGGAUGCCUUAACGAUUUUAAGUUAUGCUUCGCCAUACGACGUAAAGCUUGAAGUAGAAAGCGGUGGAAUUGGAUCGAAGCCAACCACACUUUUGAAAAAAAGUGUUGGUCCUAGCGCGGCAAGAAUUUGUCAUCCUUUAUACAGGAGUCAAUCAAUUCCAGAACUCUCACAAUCGAAGAGUAUUGCGAAGAGACUCUUCAUAGUUGAUCCGAACGACUCUAUCAAUUCUAACUAUUCGACGAUGAAUUCGACUUUGAAAUCCACAAAAUCCACACCAAAUAGUCAAAUAUUUGAAAAAUGUCACGACGAGUCCAAGGGCAAUCACUAUAAAUUUGGUAUUAAAGUUUUACCCUCCCUUGAUGGAACUGUUCAUCGCAUUGAAAAUCAAAAUGAACAUAACACAAAUCUUGAAAGAAAACAUUCAAAGAAACUCGAUACAGAGAAACAUUUGUCAAAUAUGAACGAAGCUACCAGAGUUGGUGACAAAAAGGAAGAAGCUCAAUGUCAGCAAACGUCACAAGUAUUGCAAGUUUCUAAGGGGAAAAAUGAUACCUUCGAACUGCAUAACGAUACAUUAAAUAAAAGCAGCAAACUUAGUGAUACGUCGAUUCAUGUACCAUCCGAAGUACCAACAGAAGUUCAUAACGCAGCUAUGGCCGCUCGUAGAAACCGAAAAAAUAGUUCUGAGCUAUUAAAUAUAUCAAAAAAUAUAGAUUCCAUCGAGGUAGAGGAUUCCAAAAAUCAGCAAAAGAAUAAAAGGAAAGCUCCACCGCCACCAAAAAGCAAUAAUUACGAUAUCGAAUGUACUUCUACUAUGAAGAAAGAUUCGUUGACUACGAAAGAAUACGAUUUGAGAAAAGAAGAUGAAAUCAAUAGUAUUACUGAUUAUACGGAUUCUUUAUCUGAAUAUAUAAAGAAAGUACGCGAAACUACAGAAAGAAUAGAUCCACGUGUAGAAGAAAAAGUAGAAACUUUGAUAAUUGAUGGAAGACACUCUGAAUCUGACACUGACAGCGAAAUUCAAAACAGUUUUACGACUAUCGAAUUGAACUCGGCUGAUAUUACCAUUCAUCGGACACCUGUACCGGAGACAAAUAACGACGAAGAUGAAGAAGACGAUGUUUACAGAAAAGCUGCGAGCUUAGGUGAUCUAUCAAAGUACGAAUGCAGAACGUCGGCAACACUUGAAAGAGCACAAAGUCUGGACAUGACUGAUACCGGCACGAAGAAACGUAAAGCACCUCUACCACCGGAGGAUAUUAAUGAAUCUACGGAAGAUUUAACUAAGCUUGAUCAAAUGGAUACUUUUGAUAGAAGAUUAUUGAAAAAAUCGAAUGAAUGGGGUAAUUUAGAAGAUGUUGUAUGGCGUAAAAAACAGGAUUCGGAAGAUAAGUCGAAAAAAUCAAAAAUUAGAAAAAAGAGUAAUGGUUCGCUCGAACGAUCUAAGUCUUCUAUAGAAAUUAAGUUAAAAGAUGAAACUUCUGACUCGAAAGAACUAAAUCCUACAGACGACGAAACUAGUAUCGAACUUUAUAAUCUUCCCUUGAGCAAAAGACUUACAGAAGAAUUUAUUCAUGCAGAACGAAUGUUCAAUCCAGAUGAAGAUAAUUCUCUGAUCAGAAUUGUUAAUGAUGGAAAUGUUAUUAAAAGUCCUACGGUUGAAGAAGUAGAAUUACAAUUUAAAAAGGAAAUCUCAUUACCCGAUGAUUUUAACAAUGAUAGUAUGAUAAUAAAUGAACAAUUUUCGGACCAUGAUGAAAAAAUAGUGAAUAAAGAUUUCGAGAAAGCUUUGAAACAUUUUGAAACAUAUGUACAAAAGCCGACAUUAUUAGAUUCCUCUAAACAUGACUUAUUUCGUUUCAAAAACUGGAAGGAAGACAGUUCAUUAACGUCGAAUGAAAUGAUUUCAUAUGCCGGUAAAAAAUCUGUCAAUGAAGAACCAGUGACAAAAAUUAAUAUUAAGAGAGGAUGUCACGCAUGCGAUGAGAACUGUAAUCGUCAUGAAACCUGCAAGAAAAAAUCAUUUACAAAAAGAUCAUCAACCCCAAUACCUUUACAAGACUAUUCUCCCAAUUCAAUGGAAGGUAGUAGUUCCAAUUCGAUAACAAUUAACGACGAAAAGGAACAAAUCUCGAUAUCCCAUAUCCAUGGAUCGACGUUUAAAGAUAAAGAAAGUAGAAGCGAAAAGUCAUCACUAAAUUCGAACACGUCGUCAAAACGAGUAAUUGGAGUCCCCAUAAAUCAAAGAAUCGAUCGAGAAAAUGAUGAAGACGAAGACGAAGACGAAUACGAAUUCGGUUCUGGUGUAACUAUAAAUAACAAAAACUUAUUUGAUCGUGAGGAUCGUCGUAACAUUAACAAUAUCAGUGUUUCGAGUGGUGAAAACAGUGAAGAUAGCGGGCUAGUUGGUGAAUCAAUGGAUUAUAAUCCACAAGACUUUGAUAAUCGACCACCACUCCCAGAUACGCCAAUGCCACAAAAAACGACUUAUAUUACGGAAAUCAAACUUUCUACUAAUAGAGAGGAAUUUCAAGAAGAUGACAACGAGAGCAGUGAAACACUUUCCACAGUGGAAAGUAAGGGUAAGAAACCGAUGCAAAACGAAAUCAAAACAACUUCAAAUGGAAAACCUACAACUAAUAAAAAGCCUCCCGUUCCUCCCAGAAGAACAGACAUUACGAAAUCUAAUAAAAAAGGAAAUACAGAAAAACAAGUUAUUUAUGUAACCGAAUAUAAAUCUAAUGAAUCAAAAGAUUCAGAUGGUUCAGACGCGUCUCAUGAAAUCAAACAACCAGAUAAUUGGUCCGCAGAGACAUGAUCGAUAAAUUAUUUUAGGGAAUAAAAAAUAAAAUCGGACAUAAGAAUAAAGUAUUAGCGAAUUACACAAUAAUCAAUAAUGUUUUCGUGGGUUUAGAUUGAAAGUAAUAAAUACAUAUUAUAAACUGAAGGAGCAAUUCUAAACAUUGCAAAUUAUUAGCAAUAUUUUUUCUACUAACCAUUUUUUUUUUUUUUUUUUUUUUU